CGGUUGAAUCAUUUCCGUCUCGUUUGUUUGUAGUUUUUUCAAUUCCGGCAAAAGUCCCCGAUUUUUCAUUUCGAAUUUCGUGAGAGGCAUGUCCCUUAGCGGCCGUUCGGUCGGGUCGAGAGUCUCAAGCGUGAUCACGACUGUAGGAGCAAAAGAAGAGAAUCAGCCAAACUUAGACAGUCCGCCGGUUAGCCGCAACGAAGUGUUGGAGGUUUUCGAGACGUGGAGAAAUUCAGCAGGUCGUUCGGACGACAGCGGGAUCGGUCAGGUUUCAUCGUCCGGCACGUCCGACAACCACCAAUCAUCGCCAACUAAGACAAAGGUGGUCAGGAAGCGGAACCCGCAGGCUAAUAAAUCGCCGGACACGACGUCGGUCAACAUGAAUAAUCAGGGCAAUCAUAAGCUGCCGAAGAUUGGCAAUAAAAAGACGUCUCGUCAGUCCACGAUGCAUUCGCUAAUCAGUCCGCCCGGCCACAAUGUGGAAGAACGGCGUCGUUUCGUCACCGUCGUCCGUCCGUUGAGUGUGUUCCCGGAGCCGGCCUUACCGCCCAACUACACGCCGUCGGUGUUCAGCACUUGUACUAGCAAUAACGAUGGUGCAAUUAGUAAUCGAUAUGACGAUUUUAGCCCGAUGAUUCAGCAGCACAAUCCGGUCCAGCGCGGACGACCGCCCAGCCCGGCUCCGUUCCAUCGCCAGCGGCCCCAUCAACGCAACAUCAGCAACAGCAAUUUCUCGCUGGCCGGCCAAAGCGUCGCCAACGGCCAUCACGUGGGUGGUGGCGGUUCAUCGUCGCUGAAAGUCAAUUUAGCGGGCGGCAGCGGUUGGGAUUUGACGGCCAUUAAACGCGGCUAUGACAACGUCGGAUAUAACGUGACCUACAAAUCGAUGCAUGACCGAUCCAUGGAAAAUGGAGUUCGCUAUCAAUCGCAAAACGCCCUCGAUCAAGAGAUAAGCAUGCCUCCGUGGAACCCGCACUUCGGCUACAGCAAAGUCUUGUCCCAACAGAAUCUACCUUUGACCGAUGACUGGAGGCGACACAUCGAUGCCAGACGCAAAGCCUUGCAACGUCGUCGCACUAAGCGUCGUGGUGUGGCCGACGGCGGGACUAAUUUCGGUGCCAACGGGGACCGUUAUUACAACGGGUCCGUCCAGACGGACGGCAAUUUCGAAGAGUUACUAAGACGGGCCGGAGAUGUGGAAUCGAGCGUGCAGACGGACGCGUCCAUCGAGAACGUGAAACGGAACAGGACGGUGAACGGAUCGACGGACGCCAUCAGCUCUUUGAAUAGCAACACGCAGGACGGGUCGACGCAGGUGGUGCUGACCGACCUGCCGGACUUUGAGACGGGCCUGGCGCCCGUCGUGGAACAAAUGGUGAACGCCACGCUGGAACAGGCGUUCGUCGAGAUGCUGGAAGAGGAGGAAAUCAAAGAGAUACGUCAGCAGCGCGUCCAGUUCCAGCAACUGAGGAUGGCAGAGUUGACCACGUCCAAACUGAUGAACGUCGUCGCCGAAUAAAAUCCGUUUCUUAAUGCAUUCGAGCCCCCCCCCCCCCCUCAAAAUUCUGCGCAAUACCUUGAAUUUUCCGCGUAAGUUGGAAAUUCAAAAUUUCUGUCCCAAACUAUUCGCCUUUUAAAAACAAAACAAAUUGGAUCGCUAUAUAAAAUCAUGACUCGUAUUGUUCUAAUCACACGAAAAUCAAUUAUUCUAUCAACACAUUACACACACAGGAAAAA
Molecule: messenger RNA, 1737 nt
Organism: Daphnia carinata
Lineage: Eukaryota; Metazoa; Arthropoda; Branchiopoda; Diplostraca; Daphniidae
Gene: Rsph3
Exons: 6
Coding region: 89-1519 (476 amino acids)
Cellular component (GO): cilium
Source: RefSeq, a predicted model, not a curated record